AUCUGUUCGCUGAUCAUUGGUGUGCCAAGUCCCCGAACGACAACAUGGUAAAGUUAACAUUGUACGGAAUUGAAAUUAGCCCACCAGUGCGAGCUGUGAAGCUGACGCUGGCUGCCUUGAACCUGCCCUACGACUUUGUGAAAGUCGAUCUCAUGGGCCGCGCACAUAUUUUACCCGACUUUUUGAAGAAGAAUCCACAGCACACGGUGCCCACUUUGGAGGAUGACGGCCACUACCUUUGGGACUCGCACGCAAUUAUUGCCUACCUGGUGUCCAAAUAUGCCGACAGUGACAGUUUGUACCCCAAGGACUUGUUGCAACGGGCCGUGGUCGAUCAGCGUCUACAUUUUGAGAGCGGAGUGGUCUUUGCCGAUGGCCUGAGGAGCAUCUCAAAGCCUGUGUUGUUCUUAAAUCAGAAAGUGGUGCCCAAAGAACGAAAGCAAGCCAUUAUCGAGAUCUACGACUUCGUGGAAACUUUCCUAAAGGACCAGGACUACAUUGCGGGAAAUCAGCUGACCAUCGCGGACUUUAGCCUUAUUUCAACCAUCACCUCGCUGGAUGUUUUAGUGACUAUCGAUCACGCUAAAUAUGCGAGAGUUAGUGCCUGGAUCAAACGGCUGAAGGAACUCCCUUACUACGAGGAGGCCAAUGGCAAGGGUAUUAAGGAAUUGAUACCCAUGUUCAAGAAGACAAAUUUCACCUUCGCGUCCGAUUAAUAUAUUACUUAUAUGCUUCUGUAUUCGAAUCAUAAAUAAAUUAAGAGACAAAUUAUUUCGAA
Drosophila guanche is the source of this 778-nucleotide messenger RNA. Its product is annotated as glutathione S-transferase 1-like. Bases 45 to 716 code for a protein of 223 amino acids. The record is from RefSeq and is a predicted model, not a curated record. Lineage: Eukaryota; Metazoa; Arthropoda; Insecta; Diptera; Drosophilidae. Gene Ontology annotation, biological process: glutathione metabolic process. The transcript has a single exon. Gene Ontology annotation, molecular function: glutathione transferase activity.